This is a messenger RNA of Nymphaea colorata (pocket water lily), 1408 nucleotides long. Its product is annotated as probable enoyl-CoA hydratase 2, mitochondrial. Lineage: Eukaryota; Viridiplantae; Streptophyta; Magnoliopsida; Nymphaeales; Nymphaeaceae. Gene Ontology annotation, cellular component: mitochondrion. The coding region runs from base 309 to 1223 and encodes 304 amino acids. Gene Ontology annotation, biological process: fatty acid beta-oxidation. The record is from RefSeq and is a predicted model, not a curated record. The transcript is spliced from 10 exons. Gene Ontology annotation, molecular function: enoyl-CoA hydratase activity.
GCCUGUGCCUCCUCUUUUUUUUUUUCAAAGAAAAGAGAGAGAGAGAGGGAGAGAACGGGCGAGAAUGAGCGGGAGAGGUGAAGAGAGAACGAGGGAGACCGAGAGAGAAGAAACGAGGGGGGAAAACAGCAAACGAGAGAGUAAGAGAUAGAGAAAGAAUAGAGGAACGGUAGAGAAGUUGAGCAAGAUAGAAUUUCUGAGAAGGCAGCUAAGCAUCAGUUAUAUUUAAGCCUCCGAGUUCCUAGUGUGAUAGGAGGUGAUAAUCUUUCUCUCUGUGGUGAUUCGGAAGCCUUUUUCCUUCUUUGGGGAUGGCGAUGAGUCUUGUGCCCUGCGUGAGAAGGUCCCUCUCGGCCUUUCGAUGCUCUCCGAAGCCGGCACUUCUUUGCCAAGGAGUGAACAGCCAGUUUAUUAGGAAUCUCAUCUUGGAGACGAUCUCCGAGCCCAUCAAAACUCAACGCCUCUCUGGCUCCGACUCCGGAAUCGUGGAGGUGAGCUUGGACAGGCCAGGUGCUAAGAAUGCAAUUGGGAAUGACAUGUUGAAAGGCUUGCGGCGUACCAUUGAAGUUAUGAAUGAAGAUCCAUCAGUACGUGUCGUCAUGAUUUCUAGUUCGGUACCAAAGGUCUUUUGUGCGGGUGCCGAUUUGAAGGAGCGUAGAUUGAUGUCCCCUGAAGAGGUCAGGCACUUUGUGAACACUCUACGUUCUACCUUUUUAUCUUUGGAGGCACUGCAUGCUCCUACAAUUGCUGUUGUUGAAGGUGUAGCAUUGGGUGGUGGACUAGAACUGGCACUAUCUUGUGAUCUUCGGAUAUGUGGAGGUGAUGCUGUGUUUGCCAUGCCAGAGACUGCACUUGCUAUAAUCCCUGGGGCAGGAGGUACUCAGCGUCUUCCUCGGCUCGUAGGAAAAACAUUAGCAAAAGAACUCAUAUUUACUGGGCGUAAAUUCCAUAGUGAAGAUGCAUUAGAAAUGGGUCUUGUCAAUUAUUGCGUUCCUGCUGGAGAAGCGUAUUCAAAAGCUCUUGAAAUUGCUAGGGACAUAAGUCAGAAGGGUCCACUAGCCGUUAGAAUGGCAAAAAUCGCUAUAAACAAGGGGAUGGAAAUGGAUUUGUCGUCAGGCAUGCAGGUUGAAGAGGACUGCUAUGAAAGAGUAUUGAAUUCAAAGGACCGGCUGGAAGGCUUAGCUGCAUUUGCUGACAAAAGAAAACCAGCAUAUAAUGGGGAAUAGGAUCCAUUUGCACGAAUUUUUACCCUUCACCAAUGUCAAUGGUGGGGCUGCAGACAUUGUCUACAAGCAAGUUGACUGCAACACUUAUGAACUUGUGUGAUGUUCAGAUCUACAGGCUUAUCUGUGAUAUCCAUGCAUUCUUCAUAUAUAUUAAAUUUAUGUCUAAUAAGCUGUUUUGCGACAAA